Messenger RNA from Aspergillus aculeatinus CBS 121060, 2046 nucleotides. RefSeq names its product putative amidase. Lineage: Eukaryota; Fungi; Ascomycota; Eurotiomycetes; Eurotiales; Aspergillaceae. The record is from RefSeq and is a predicted model, not a curated record. The transcript has 5 exons. The coding region runs from base 421 to 2046 and encodes 541 amino acids.
CAGGUCACAAGUGAUUACUCAUGUUUCUGCACCAAGCCGUCCUUGCAUAGGCUUGGCAUCUCAGUUCUGGUGUCGCCGGUGUCAGUCCAGACUCCUUGAGUAUGAUUUCCGUUCCUUCCCUGACAGGUUCUGGAGAAGGAGGCCGUGCAGCAAAGCCACUCGUUCACUGACUAGUCACUCAUAGUACCGCCACCUCAGGAGUGCAGGCAGGAGCGGUACAGUCUUCCCUUCGCAGCACGGGGCGCUGUGCAGUGCAUCGAUCCCAUCCCCCAACUUACAUAUCAUAUAUGAGCUAUUCCCUUCUCUCCCUCUCUUCACCAUUCCACCUCCAAGAUAUCGCUUCGAACAUAGUGAUUCGGCAUCGCGUCAAUUGUGAGGCUUCUCUACCUGCUCUACUUUCUUUACACCUCAUUAGCAAUCAUGCAUCUCUGGCACCUCUUGCCUCUCGUGGCUUUUCCUUACGCUUGCCGUAUCCUGCUUCCGGAGCACGGUGAACUGUCAGGCAAUGGCCGGCCGGAAUGCGACCUUCCUUCCUUGAUCGACGCGACGGUGGAUGACCUGCAAGAGGGCCUGAACAAGAGUUGCUUCACCAGUGUGGAAUUGGCGUACACGCUCCGAAUCCAUGAGGUCAAUUCGAAGACGAAUGCUGUUUUGGAGGUGAAUGAUGAGGCACUCAGUAUUGCAGCGGCUCUUGACAGUGAGAGAAGCAGAGGGCAAGUUCGUGGGCCUCUGCAUGGGCUGCCGGUUCUGAUUAAGGAUUUGAUCGGAACGGGGGAUCAACUCAACAAUACAGGCGGGUCUUAUGCUCUCCUCGGAUCCAAGCUUCCUGCUGAAGCCACAGUGGUGAGUAAACUCAGAGAACAGGGGCUCAUCAUCCUAGGCAAGAGCAGCGUGUCGGAAUGGGCCAAUUUUCGCUCCUUCAAUUCGUCCAACGGGUGGAAUGCCAGGCGAGGUCAGACGUAUGCGGCCUACUAUCCUGGGCAGGAUCCGAGCGGAAGUUCGAGUGGGAGCGCUGUUGCGACUGACCUGGGGCUGGUCACUUUUGCUCUGGGUACAGAGACUAGUGGCAGCAUUCUGCUUCCCGCCGAGAAGAGCAAUGUCGUCGGUAUCAAGCCCACCGUCGGUCUCACAUCGCGAUACAUGGUCAUCCCCAUCAGUGAGCGCCAGGAUACCGUUGGACCCCUGGCCAAGACAGUCAAAGAUGCUGCCAUGCUGUUGCAAGCUAUUGCCGGUGCAGAUUCCAUGGACAACUAUACGCUGGCCUCGCCCUUUGGCAACUACUUGCCCAAUUAUGUGGAUGCCUGCAAAUUUUCCGGGCUGCAGGGGAAGCGCAUCGGUGUUCCACGAAAUGUCAUCGCUUAUUUUGAGCAGUCCGAUGCCUCCAUGAUCCCGGUCUUCGAAGAGGCAGUCUCCGUCAUUGCGGGUGCUGGUGCGGCUGUCAUCGAUGAGACAAAUUACACAGCGUACAGCGACUUCUCCACCAGCUCUAUCCCAGCUUCGGUAGUGGCCGCUGAUUUCACCUCAAAUAUUGCCACCUACCUGUCAAGUCUGACCGGAAACCCCAACCAGCUCCACAGCGUUGCAGACAUUCGCCAUUAUACUCAGCAGAGUCCACCCGAGGAAUAUCCAUCUCGUGACACAGGGAUCUGGGAUCAAGUUAUUGCGGCGGGCAUGAACAACACCUCUCCCGGGUUCUGGUCAUUGUAUCAAGAUAACUUGCAAUUUGGCGAUGAAGGGGGAUUGUUGGGAGCACUGAGACGGCAUGAGCUCGAUGCUGUCAUCUUGCCCACUCACCUGGCCUCUGAUAUCCCUGCCAUAAUUGGGACGCCGGUGAUCACCGUGCCGAUGGGGGCAUUUCCGAACGGAACACCGGUCCGAGCAAAUGCGCGUGGAGAUCUGAUCGAGCAGGCGCCUGGGAUCCCUCUUGGCGUCAGUUUCCUGGGACCCAAGUGGAGUGAAGAGGCUUUGAUAGGUAUGGCAUAUGCAUUUGAGCAGCGGACGCUGGUUCGCGACCGACUCGAACGGUACAUUGAGCCGCUCUUUUGA